Podarcis muralis (Common wall lizard) is the source of this 2908-nucleotide messenger RNA. NCBI's taxonomy places the organism in Eukaryota, Metazoa, Chordata, Lepidosauria, Squamata, Lacertidae. The record is from RefSeq and is a predicted model, not a curated record.
UUCAGCAUAAGAACCCUGGGCGUGGCUACAGUCAGGUAAACUUCUAGUAGUAAGAAGAACUACUGCACACACAGCUUAACUUGAUAUUGUUGGUGGCUGCAUAGGACCACAGCCACAGCUUUGAGAAGUGUUUUUUUUUUUAAAGCAACAACAGCCUUGCUCUACCUGAAGAAACAAAUGGCUAUACGGGAAGAAAAUGGGAGUUUUGCCAAUAGCUACAGGAACCCUGCAUUUGAGGAGGAAAUCGAAAGUGAUGAUACAAACAAAAAGAAUGAUAUAGCAAUGAGACACAGGAACAUGGAAAAAGGCAAGCCCCUCCAUCCUAACCAGCUUGAUACAGACAUCAGUAUUGAAGGUGACCAGGAAGUGGACAAACAUGACUCAGGAGAAAGCAAGGACUCUGGGUGCAAAGGGUGUUUUGAAAAGAAAUACGAUGCAGCCUUACACUUUUUCAGGAAACAUAAAACCAGAAUUCGAUAUGUUAUUUAUGGAAUACUAAUAGCAGCUUAUCUGGCCAUGGUGAUUGCGGCCUGUAUCUUGAAUUUUCGCAGAGCUUUGGCCCUCUUUGUACUCACCAUCCUGGGCAUUUUCUUCAUCUGCUGGGACUUUUUGAUGGCCAGAUAUGAGGACAGAAUUGCAGAAUCGCUUUCCCCUUGUGGAAAGUUUCUGGAUACCCAAUGGUUUUGGCUGAAAUGGGCAGUGUGGAUAUCACUAGCAGCUGCCAUCGUGUGCUGGCUUGUCUUUGACACUGCCAGACAAGGAACCAACCAACUCAUUUCCUUUGGCGGCCUUAUAAUGUAUGUCUUCUUGAUGCUGAUCUUUUCCAAGUACCCAACUAAGGUUGUAUGGAGACCAGUAAUUUGGGGGAUAGGAUUACAGUUUAUUCUUGGACUAAUAACUUUGAGGACAAAAGUAGGAUUCGAUGCAUUCAACUGGCUUGGUGGUCAAGUGCAGACUUUCUUGGAAUACACAGAUGCUGGCUCUAAGUUUGUCUUUGGUGAUAAAUACACUGACCACUUCUUUGCCUUCAAGGUGCUGCCUAUUGUCAUUUUCUUCAGCAUGGUGAUGUCUAUGCUUUACCACCUUGGAUUCAUGCAGUGGCUUAUUAAAAAGGUUGGAUGGGUAAUGCAAAUAACCCUCGGGACGAGUCCAGUUGAAUCUCUGGUUGCAGCUGGCAACAUAUUUGUGGGACAGACAGAAUCUCCUCUCUUGGUGAAGCCUUAUUUGCCCUAUAUCACCAGGUCUGAACUCCAUGCUGUCAUGACGGCAGGAUUCGCCACUAUUGCUGGAAGUGUCUUAGGAGCAUAUAUUUCAUUUGGUAUUCCAGCCUCCCACUUAUUGACAGCUUCCGUGAUGUCAGCGCCAGCAGCUUUGGCUAUUGCCAAGCUCUUUUGGCCAGAGACUGAACAUUCCCAGAUAACUGCACAGCAGGCUGCAAAAGUGGAGAAAGGAGACUCAAAAAACCUGUUGGAAGCAGCCAGCCAAGGGGCUUCUGCCUCCAUCCCUCUGGUGGCAAACAUUGCUGCAAAUCUGAUUGCCUUCCUUGCCUUGCUUUCUUUCUGUAAUGCAGUCCUCUCCUGGCUGGGAAAUAUGUUCAACUAUUCACAGUUGAGCUUUGAGGUCAUUUGUGCUUAUGUCUUUAUGCCAUUUUCAUUCAUGAUGGGAGUCGACUGGGAAGACAGUUUUCUUGUUGGUAGACUUCUAGGCUAUAAGACCUUCUUCAAUGAAUUUGUGGCUUAUAAAGAUCUUUCAGAACUGAUCAAACUGAGGAAGGCAGGAGGGGAAAAGUACAUUGGUGGAGAGAACCAAUAUCUGAGUAUUCGAUCAGAAACCAUUGCCACUUAUGCUCUCUGUGGAUUUGCAAACUUUGGCUCUUUGGGACUCGUAAUUGGAGGACUCACAUCCAUGGCACCUUCCCGGAAGAGAGACAUUGCCGGCGGGGCUUUGAGAGCCAUGAUUGCUGGCACGGUUGCCUGCUUCAUGACAGCUUGCAUUGCAGGAAUAUUAUCUGUUGCAGGAGAUCCAUGCACUGCUUUAUUUGAAAACUUCAAUAUGACCAGCAAUAGCACAGAAAUAGUUAGCUGCUGCUUAAACCUCUUUAACAGUGCUAACCGUUCCACAGAGACUUUUUUAAAAGCAAACAACACCUUGAGGUCCUUGAAUGGAUGCUGCAAACUUCUGAACCCGUCUACAUUUAACUGCUCCUGGGCGACUCCAGAAUUUUAAACUGGGCACUUUAUGUAAGGAGACAAGCACAGGGAUUUACUUCACUGAUGGACUGGUAGGAAAACAAAAGGACAGUGGAGUUGUCUGGUGGUGGUUGCAGACAAGACAAAUCUUGUUUCCCAGCUUAAGUAGAUUGGCAGCUGUGUAAAUGCUGCAGUUUCAUCGGGGCUACUGGUAAGUAUCUGCUCCGUAUCUCUGAUGAGCUCCUAAGUCCUGAUAUAAGCGCCUGGUCAUGCUGAAGGGCAUGUUUAAACUUUUUAAAUGCUAUUUAUUUAAAACUGUUCCAAAUGCCAUGUUUGCCUACACCUCCCGACUCUCUUUAAGAUCAGGUAGAGACAUUUCAAUCAAAGAUCUUUCUUACACUGAACAUAGAAAACUGCCUUAUCUAUCAAGUCAGGCCGUUGGUCAAUCUGCUCAAUAUUGUCUACACUGACAAUAUUGUCUACACUUACAGGGAUUCAGUGGGAAUGUUCAGGGAUGCAGGAGAUGAUAUAUUGUCUGAUUAUAUCCUUAUCCAACUUGUUUUAACAAGUUCCACAAUUUCAGCAGAGUAACAUUCCCCUUACUUUAAACUUUGCAACUGAUGAGUUUGCUCAGACUCGCUAAAGCCUCUAUAACAACUGUUCUGGUAUUUUCCCCUUAUUCCCUCAUAAAAUAUAAGAGACGACACGGUCUUUUACAA